UUCACCGACAGAGUGUUAAAAGUAACGCUGUGACCAGUUGACCUAUGACCGUUUUUACAUUGCGACCCGCGCCAAAAAAAGUUCUGACAUUCGAUUGGUCAAAACGCAAAAUCGGAAACGAAAGAAAACAACAUAAAUAUAUUACGGCGCCUGUAUAGACCAGUUGACGAGUGACAUCACGCGCACCUGCAAAGUUUAGACUCCGCCCACUGGUUAGCAAAAAGAAGUGGAAUUCAUAGAAGCGCAUAUAGAUAAGAAGUUUGCAGACAACUGAUACAAACGAUGGCAACAGAUAUUGCAGAUCUGAAUGAUGAAGAAUUGAGGGAAAAGUUAAUUGAGUAUGGAGUAAAUGUUGGACCCAUUACAUCAACCACUAGACUGUUCUAUGAGAAAAAGUUGGGGAAGCUGAUAGACUCUGGUGGUAAUCCCACAACUCAGCCAGAAACAGAGGAGUCAGAAGAGGAGGAGGAGGAGGAAGAUGAAGAAGUACAGUUUAAUUACAGCAAGAGCAAGCCUCCAGUUCAGCCAAAGCCACAGUACACAAGUACUCCCUUAGUGGAAACUCCGAAUCCAUACAAGCCUGUGGAAACUUCUAAACCAUACAAGCCUGUGGUUCAGCCCAGAACAGCCACCCCCACCAUGCCAGCCAGAAGAAACGUCCCAAGUGGCACAGAGGAAACAGUGUAUAAGAAAACAGAGGUUCCAAGAAAUACUGCACAGAAAUCUGGUGGCGGUGGUGGAAUUGGCAUGUGGCUUAAGUUGUUUUUCUUGUUGAGUGUUGCUUUUCUUGUUUACCUUGUCGUUAUAAACAUGAACCCAACAGCGGAAAAUAAAAUCCCUCUAACCUUUGAUGGUGACAAUUGAGUAAAUUAUGAUGUGCUGUAUCUGUUCAUUGCAUAAUUGUGAAACAAGGAUGCUUGGAUUUUUUUGUGGUAUCGGUUAUUUAUAUCAUUAUGUCCCCUUUCGGAGAAGUGGGGAUUUAAAGCUUUGCGCCUCUUGGUAUUUUGGUCAUCAGAUGAUCUGCACAUAGACCAUUUCAUAUCAUCUAGCGAAUGCUUUGACCUAAGAUCAUGCACUUUGGUACAAUGGUUACUUUAGAAGAAAGUACCAGUAAGACCCCUAUUGAUUUUGAGGUCAAAGGUUAAGGUCACACGGGAUUGUAACAUUUAACCAUUUUUGUUGUAUUCUUAAAAAAUGUGUUCAUACCUUGGACCAGUUACUCAAAGUAUUCUUAAAAAUAAAAGCCUUUUAUCUACUAUUUCAUGCAUCAAAUUUAUUGUCGUUUAAUAAAUGUUACAUUUUGUUUCUAUGGGAUAGCUCGAGAUUGCUCUAUUCUAUGAUCAUCCAUAGUAUAGUGCUGUUUAUUCAGGAGGAAACAAAUAGGCCUAUUUAUUUGAUGGUGAACAAUUUAAAGGUCAAGGUUGCAGAUGCUUGUAACAAUAAUUACAUUUUAAUGCAAUAUCUAGUAACGACUUAACUAAACUAAGAUCAUAUAAAUGAGGAUGCUAAUUAUUCUAUGCUGAAUUAAGACCCCAAUAAUGUGAAAUAAAGAAAUCAUAGGUCAAAUUCACAGAGACAUGCACUAUGAAAAACUCAAUAGACAAUUCACAUGGCAACACCUUGGCUGCAAAAAGAAGGGUGAACAUGCUUUUCUCAAACAUCUUUUUGUUUGUCUGAAUUAAUUAUAUCAUUUCUCACAGACAAAUGCUUUUGUUGCUAAAACUAAAAUGAGAAAAAAAUAAUCUAUUUGUAUCCAUGCUGAUACUGAAUGUUAAAUAUUUGUCAUAUAAACCAAUUUCCUGGUAAGAAUUGUUAGAAUGAUUGUCCAGCAGGAUGUUAUUUGAUCAGACCUUGUUUUGUGUUAUUCAUGUUUGUGUAGCAAAAUUUAUAUUUAUAUGUAUCUAUUAAAAAUGUAUAACUCCCUUGGUCCAGUUACGCUUAGUAUUGUUCAAAAUAAUUGUUUAUUAUUUUAUUAAUGAAAUGUAAGGUCUAAAAGUUAAUGUUACAAAACAAAGGAUAAUUACAUGUACAUGCAUUUUAUAAUUAAAAUCAAAUGUAAAAUGUGAAUAUUUUUUCUAAGGUCAUCUUAUUGCAAAAUGAAAGAAGAAUACGUAGGCAUUUCUUAGAAAUCUUGUUUUCUGUAGAUAUAUUAAAUGAAUAAAUCUAAAAUUAUCUGAUAGAUGACAAUAUUACAUGACAAUACAACUGUUUAAGCAGAGGCAUAUGAAAUACUUAAAAUUAUGUGCUGGAAAUUUGUAUUCACAAAUAACCAAAUUUGCUAUGGGCCAGUGAAAAUGUCUUGCGCUGCAUUCAAAACUCAUUUUAAACCAAUGAAUGAAAGUCAAAUGUAAACAAAAAUGUUACCAACAUAAUCAUAAAAAAUACACACUGUGUUUUCGUUCGAAAUUAAUGUUUCAUAAAUUGAAAUCUUGUCAGGCAUGUAGACUACUUGUAUUAAUUAAUUAAUUGUAUAGUGUGUUGCUACAGUUUUGUUUGUUAUGAACUUUAAAUAUUGUUAUGUAUAAUUUCAGUGCUGCAAUCACUAUUUGCUUUGUAAAUAAAUAAAUUUUGUCUUCAUAAAAACAGUCACUUUUUCAUAUGUAUUUCAUGUGUAUUUUUCAAGACAUAGCUUGUAUUGAUCAAAAUAUAUAGAGACCUGAAUAAGGAUUAAACACAUAAUAUCAACAUGCUAUAGGUUUAAAAAAUCUUUUUUAAAGCUGCCAGUGCUCAAAGUUAGCUAUUGUGAUUAACCUAUGCCCAGUGCCGGUUUUCGUUUGGUAUAUGUCGUAUGUUGGCAACUUUAAGCUUUUACCACUAUAAAGGCCAAAUUGCUCUUCCUGGUUAGAAUGUCUAUGUCAACAAUUGCAAGGACAAGUUUAAAUCUGGGUUACGGCCGUCCAAAACUUUGUCUCAGGGUUGAAGUUUAAAAACCAUGUUACCACUCUUGAGCCCACAUUCAUGACUCCGUCUUGAUGAAAAUUUGUCAGAAUGUUUAAGCAAUAUCUAAGCUGAGUUUGAAACUGGAUCACAUGCCUCAUAUAAGAUAGGUCCUCAAGUCGAAUCUUGGAAAAUAAUUUUUCUCUAUGAUUAAAUCUAUAGUACUUAACUCAAGUUAUGACACGUGUGAGACAACUCUUAUUUAUAUUGAUUAUAGUAUUACCACAGUUUCUUUCUACCAUUUGACUGCAGUUUUAUUCAGUUUAUUUGUGUGUUAUUGUCUUUUAAGGUCCGAGUAAUUGUAUUCCCUCUUUUGAAGGGGCAUGCGGCAGUCGCACUGUCCGUUUGUAGUCUUCGCCGUAAAUUUGCCAUAUACAGCAAAUAAUUUGGCAGAAAUGCAAUCCAUCACAACAUAACACGACAUGUUGGGUUUAAAACUUGUCUGGUUACAUCAAAGGUGAAGGUCACACUUUAAAGACCAAAUUGUGUCAUAGAACUGCGUAUUUAGACAGUAAUUUGUCAUUCAUGAUGCUAGGGACAAAUAUUUAAUCACUCAUGACGACCAUUAAGACACCGCAUUUGUUGUGUAAAACCUGUCCCCGACCUCGGAGCUCUGGAUCACACAGAGAUUUAAAAUUGUAUAUGGCUAUAAAACAGCUUUUCCGGGCUGUAACGUUGGCAUUCUUCGUUCAAUAGUAAGGCAACUUACCAUAAAUUACAACCGUGAAGAAAUCGAGUGUAUCAUGUAUCACCUGUCUCAUUACCUCAACGGUCACACUUAGGGGUAAGAAGAAGUAAAACAUAAAAGAGCUUUUGUUUGAAAUAAGGAAGUAUCGAUACAAAAGUGGAAGUUGGGCACCCAUGCCCUAUGGACAAAUGUCUUGAUCAUUAAGGUCUAUCCUAUUGUUAUUUUCCUAAGUUCGUACCUUCUAAAAGGUCAAGUCUUUAACGAAUGGCUCCGUGACCUCUUGUGAGCGCUAACGGCCCUCUUGUCAUGAAUAAAGUAUCGUGGCAAACUCCGCAGUUAAUUCAAGCAGUGACAAAUGCGUUAUUAACAGUUAAAUGCGACGAUUGUUUGCUUGUGUGGUAAUACACAAUAUCCCAUCAAAUGAUAUUUGCCUUUCAGACCUCAUUUGGGGAACUGUAAAAAUAAAAGUGGAAUUUCA
This is a messenger RNA of Dreissena polymorpha, 4103 nucleotides long. RefSeq lists its product as uncharacterized. NCBI's taxonomy places the organism in Eukaryota, Metazoa, Mollusca, Bivalvia, Myida, Dreissenidae. The record is from RefSeq and is a predicted model, not a curated record. The coding region runs from base 283 to 864 and encodes 193 amino acids. The transcript is spliced from 7 exons.